Molecule: messenger RNA, 3286 nt
Organism: Adelges cooleyi (spruce gall adelgid)
Lineage: Eukaryota; Metazoa; Arthropoda; Insecta; Hemiptera; Adelgidae
Gene: betaCOP
Product: coatomer subunit beta
Exons: 16
Coding region: 218-3106 (962 amino acids)
Biological process (GO): intracellular protein transport; endoplasmic reticulum to Golgi vesicle-mediated transport; intra-Golgi vesicle-mediated transport
Cellular component (GO): COPI vesicle coat; cytoplasm
Molecular function (GO): structural molecule activity
Source: RefSeq, a predicted model, not a curated record
UAAGAAUUGUUCAAACUUUAGUGUUCAUAGAUCUAUGGAAUUUAAUAAGUUUUAAAUUUAAUAUUUAAUUAUUUAAAGAAGUUCUAUUUUUCUAUGCAAGUGUUAUCUUGUCCGAGUGUUUCUGUGAAAACAUUUCAAUGAUUUAAUGUUUUGUGUUGGGUUAGUCUAAAACAAUUUAAUCGAGAUCGUUUAUUUCAAUAUAAAUUUAUUACACAAAAUGUCGUCCAUUGAACAGCCAUGCUACACUUUAAUCAAUAUCUCCAAUGAUAGUGAAAUGCCAAAUGAAAUGCAACUCAAAGCAGAUUUGGAAAAAGGGGAUUGCAAAACAAAAAUUGAUGCUUUGAAAAAAGUUAUCCAGAUGAUUGCUAAUGGUGAAAGACUGCCAGGACUGUUAAUGAUUAUCAUUCGAUUUGUUUUGCCAUUACAAGAUCAUAUGAUUAAAAAGCUUCUUUUAAUAUUUUGGGAAAUUGUACCCAAAACAACACCAGAUGGCAAAUUAUUACAAGAAAUGAUAUUAGUUUGCGAUGCAUAUCGAAAGGAUUUGCAACAUCCAAAUGAGUAUUUGAGAGGUUCGACACUUCGCUUUUUAUGUAAAUUGAAGGAGCCUGAAUUAUUAGAACCAUUAAUGCCAGCAAUAAGGACAUGUCUCGAACACCGUCAUUCAUAUGUUAGACGUAAUGCUGUUCUUGCAAUAUUUACUAUUUACAGGAAUUUUGAAUUCUUGAUUCCUGAUGCACCUGAGCUAAUAGCUAAUUUCCUUGAUGGUGAGCAAGACAUGUCAUGCAAAAGAAAUGCUUUUAUGAUGUUGCUACAUGCUGAUCAAGAGAGAGCACUUACAUAUCUUGCAUCUUGUCUGGAUCAAGUUGCUUCAUUUGGCGAUAUCCUUCAACUUGUCAUUGUUGAGCUUAUUUAUAAAGUUUGUCAUGCAAAUCCGUCAGAAAGAUCUCGUUUUAUUCGAUGUAUAUACAAUUUGCUAAAUUCUAGUAGUCCAGCAGUUCGUUAUGAAGCUGCAGGAACUUUGGUCACAUUGUCAAAUGCACCGACUGCAGUCAAGGCAGCAGCAUCAUGUUACAUUGAAUUGAUUGUGAAAGAGAGUGAUAAUAAUGUGAAACUUAUCGUUUUGGAUCGUCUAAUAGCGCUUAAAGAACAUCCUUCUCACGAAAGAGUACUACAAGAUUUAGUUAUGGAUAUUUUGAGAGUGUUGUCUAGUACAGACUUAGAAGUUCGAAAGAAAACCCUUAACUUAGCUAUGGAUCUUGUAUCGUCUCGUAAUAUUGAAGAAAUGGUGUUUGUUUUAAAAAAUGAAGUUGAAAAAACUCAUAAUCUUGCAGAACAUGAAGAUACUGGUAAAUACAGACAAUUGUUAGUCCGCACGCUGCAUUCAUGUUCAAUUAAGUUCCCUGACAUAGCUGCUACUGUCAUACCUGUUCUUAUUGAAUUCUUAUCGGAUAAUAUAGAAUUAGCCGCUACUGAUGUUAUGGUGUUUUUGCGGGAAGCCAUUUAUUUGUUUGAGUCACUACGCCCUCUUAUCAUUCAACGCUUGUUAGAAAUUUUUCAGGCAAUUAAGUCUGCAAAUGUGCAUAGAGCAGCUUUAUGGAUUCUUGGGGAGUUUGCAAAUUCACAAGAAGAUAUCGAAGCUACCGUUGAGCAAAUCAAAACAUCACUGGGUGAUAUGCCUUUAGUUGAAGACGAAUUAAAAAAAGCUGCUGGAGAUGAAGAAAAUAAUGAAGAGAGUGGAAUGAGUGGAGGUUCACAAUUAGUUACAUCAGAUGGAACUUACGCUACACAAUCAGCAUUUAUCAGUCAUAGUUCGUCUCGUAAUGGUCAGCCCAAGAGGCCUCCUUUACGACAAUAUUUCAUUGAUGGAGAUUUUUAUAUUGGAGCCGCUCUUGGUACUACAUUAACAAAAUUGGGAAUGAGAUAUGCUGAAAUUUGGGAUGAACAAGAUCUAGUUAAAUCAAAUCAGUUUUGCGUUGAUUUAAUGCUCACUCUGACUUACAUUAUUAGAUUAGGGAAAUCGGGAAUUCCAUCUAAAGCAAUUGGAAUUGAUGAUGAAGAUAAAAUAUUGGAAAGUAUUAAAAUAUUAAAUGAUAGAAAUGCUGAAGUAGAAGAAAUUUACAUUAAAGAGUGCAGUAAAUCAUUAAGUGAAAUGCUGACCGCAAAAGAAGAUGAGGAAAGUAGUAACAAAAAAGCUAAAGAAAAACCAGGUCACAAUGUUAAUGUUGAUGACGCUAUAGUAUUUUUACGUACUAGCGGAAAUGGAACAGAAGGUACGGAAAAUGUCUUUGAGUUGAGCUUAACUCAAGCUGUAGCAGGUGGUGGGUCCAUUCAUCACAGCAAUAGUGAUGCGUCUAAUAGUCUUUCGUCCAAUAGUAAGCUUAACAAGGUUACUCAAUUGACUGGCUUUUCAGACCCAGUUUACGCUGAAGCUUAUGUACAUGUUAAUCAAUAUGACAUAGUUUUGGAUGUAUUGAUAGUUAACCAAACAGGUGAUACUUUACAAAAUUGUACACUUGAAUUAGCGACAAUGGGCGAUUUGAAGUUGGUGGAAAAGCCCCAACCAGUUGUUUUAGCUCCACAUGAUUUUUGUAAUAUUAAAGCCAGUGUUAAAGUUGCUUCAACUGAAAAUGGCAUAAUCUUUGGGAAUAUUGUGUAUGAUAUUGGUGGAGCGAUUGGAGAUCGUAAUGUUGUUGUAUUAGAUGACAUUCGCAUAGAUAUUAUGGAUUACAUAAUGCCUGCUGCAUGUAAUGAUUCUGAAUUCCGACAGAUGUGGACUGAAUUUGAAUGGGAAAACAAGGUUUCUGUUACUACUAGUUUAACAGAUUUAAAUGAAUAUCUAACACAUCUUCUGAAAAGUACAAACAUGAAAUGUCUGACCCCUGAAAAAGCAUUGUCUGGACAAUGCGGAUUUAUGGCUGCUAACUUGUAUGCAAGAUCCAUUUUUGGUGAAGAUGCUUUAGCUAACUUGAGUAUUGAAAAAGGUAUAGACAAGCCACAAGUUAGUGGGCAUAUAAGAAUUCGAGCAAAAAGCCAGGGUAUGGCUUUAAGUCUCGGUGAUAAAAUCAACAUGAUGCAAAAACGGCCAUACAAAGCUAAUGCUGCCUAAUGAUGUCGUCAUGAAGUUCGAAGUUAAAUUAAUUCCCCUUAAGUGUUUAAUUAUUACUUGUAUUAUAAUUUAUACUUAUAUUAUCGGCUUAUAUGUAUUAGAAAAAUAUUAUAUUAUGUUAAUCAUUUUAUUUAAAAUUUAAAAAUAACAAAGACAUUGUUCGUUUUGGAACUUAAGGAA